Molecule: messenger RNA, 14633 nt
Organism: Homarus americanus (American lobster)
Lineage: Eukaryota; Metazoa; Arthropoda; Malacostraca; Decapoda; Nephropidae
Gene: Gnptab
Product: N-acetylglucosamine-1-phosphotransferase subunits alpha/beta-like
Exons: 18
Coding region: 412-3966 (1184 amino acids)
Biological process (GO): carbohydrate phosphorylation; N-glycan processing to lysosome
Cellular component (GO): Golgi apparatus
Molecular function (GO): calcium ion binding; UDP-N-acetylglucosamine-lysosomal-enzyme N-acetylglucosaminephosphotransferase activity
Source: RefSeq, a predicted model, not a curated record
AGCCGAGUGAGUUGUCCGACACGUGAAUGUGGCAGGUUUUCUCUAGAUAUUUUAGGUUCCUCCAGCACUAACACAAGAUCAAUAGAAUAUUAAUAUCUAAAUACACAAGGCUGACACUUUCGUACAGUACAUUAAAUUGAAUUAUUAGAAGAAAAAAAAAUAAUUUAGUUUGUGUUCGUGGUACCAAGUUAACAUUUAAUAAGUUGUAUGUUUACUAAAGAGAUCGGUUAAAGUUCCCACACAAACAGUGGUAGUUUAGCUGAACAUUACCAUAUUCAACAACGGUGAUUAUCUACUAACUCCCUAGAUAAAGUAUAUACAACCGGUUGAUCAUUUUAACCAAAGAAAAAAAACUUGGGUGUUGGUGGAAACAAAAUAAUGGUUUCAUCAAGGACUUGACAAAUUUGCAGGAUGCACAGACUUAACAAACUGUGUCAGAGAUGGGUGCUGGAUGCAGUACUGACCCAUCCUCCACCAUUAGUGGCAGUCGUUCUAACAAUUUUUUUUUCUGUCUUUGCUGUCGGCUUUUGGUGUGCUCAUUGGCUGGAUCAAGUUGACUUAGCAGCUUACAGAUCACUUAAUGUUUUCUCUGAUAACAUCAAAAAUGAAAACCUGCUAGAAAAAAUGUCCAGUGGCCUUCCCAUCGACGUGGUGUAUACAUGGGUUAACGGGUCUGACCCAAUUCUGUUGGAGGGACUGAAAUCUCUGUCAGUGGCUAAGGAAGAUGAAUCGUGUUCACUCUCUCACUGUCUGCCAGCUCCAUAUAUUAGCUUGCUGGACUCGCCUCUCUCCAAGGCUGUAAUAGAAUUGAUACCUUCCGUGAUUGAAGUGGCACAUAUGUUAAUUACACAUAAUCGUCAUCCACACAACUUCACUCUGAUUCGUGUGGCUGAAAUGACUAGCAUUCCUCAAGUGUUAGAAAAAUUAUCACGUGCUGCUGGAAAUGGAUCACAGCCCAAACAAGCUUACUGGACUUCGGAUGUUGGUGGUGGGUGGGGGAUGAAGCAGCAACACGCAGUAUUGGUGACAGGUGGUGGCAAUAUUCCCCACAAAAACCUCUUAACCUCCCUGUUUCCUCAACAAGCAGCUAUUACAUCAACAUGCAAUGUGUCUGGCUCCUCAAGUGUACAUCUGCUAGAGUGUAAGGAAGAAGGACUCAUCACCUAUUUGUUGAUGUCUAAAGCUCACACGGAGAUUUUACCCGACACUGUAAUUAAAAUCCGACAAGCAAUGUUAAUGUUGCAGCCAGAUAGGGAAGAUCACAUGAAGAUAAUAGAUGCAAACAGAUUCGAGGAUAACGAGGAACUUCGAUAUUCAUUGCGGUCGUUAGAGAAGUACGCUCCGUGGGUUAGAAGAAUAUUCCUAGUGACAAAUGGACAGAUUCCCUAUUGGCUUAACCUGGAUCAUCCACGACUUACUAUCAUAACGCACGAAGAAAUAUUCACAAACAUCAGCCACCUUCCCACUUUUUCGUCGCCAGCAAUUGAAAGUCACAUUCACAAAAUUCCUGGAUUAUCAGAACACUUCCUGUACCUAAACGAUGAUGUGAUGCUUGGCUCAGUGGUCUGGCCUGAGGACUUCUAUUCCCCAGCAUCUGGUUAUAAGGUGUACCUAUCUUGGUCCCUACCCGAAUGUUCAUCAGGAUGUCCCGGCUCGUGGCUGGGAGAUGGCUACUGUGACACAUCUUGCAACACGACAGCCUGUGAAUGGGAUGGUGGGGACUGCAUGGGAGAGAAGGGGGAAGGAGAUUUGCUAGACUUUGGCGAUGAAUAUGGCGUCGAUGUAUCUGUCGAGUUCUGUGCUCCCUCGUGUUCGGAUCUUUGGUUGGCCGAUAAAUACUGUGACCAGUCAUGCAAUAUACAAGCUUGCGGUUUUGAUGGAGGGGACUGUGGAUUGGACGAGAUCAAGGAGCUGUAUAGUUUGCCUGCCCCCACAUCAUACAAUGUUACUUACGUACUUCCUAUGGGUGUGAGCGUCGCGUGGCUUAACGUCUCGUCGCUGUUAGCCUCCGGGAAAGCGAUAGAAGGCUGGCACUCUGAGCACCGAGGCCUACGCAGCAUUGCCCUCAACGUGGCUCAGGGUGUACUCUUUAUUAUCCUCAAAACAAACAUUACGGCUACAUUGAAGAUCGAGUUGGAUAUUAAAAACAAGAACCAGGAAGAAAAGUCUGAUAAGAAGAGAGAUCUAGUUAAGUAUGUGCUCACGAUGAAAUGCAACACAUAUCCCGCUGACAAGAACGCGACCACCAAGCCUGAACACAAAAUUACUUCAAAGCACACUGUAAACUUCAAAAACUUCACAUUUCAUCAGGUGGCCCCAAAGCUGAAAGUAAAUGAAUCUGUACAAAUUAAACCUAGUGGAAUGAAGUAUGCACUUGUCAAUGUAAAUGCUUCAGGUCUUCCAGAAUCUCUUGUAACAAAAGUUCAUGUUUUGGAAACCAUGUAUAAAAAUGGAGAGCUUACCUUAAUGGGAUUAAAUAAAAAGAAAUCAGAUCUCAUAGAAAAGUUUUUGAAGACCAGUUCUAAUCCUAAAUUAGUGUAUCACCAAAAGAGUGAAUGGUUCAAGAAAGAAAUUCUUUACCAUAGUGAGAUGAAAGUAAAGAAUGACUCUUCACUUAAAAAUGAAGACCUUAAACUUAAUGACAAAAAUAACAAUAAACGGCCUCUUGUAUUACCCAAGAUUCACAGUGAAACAUCAAAUGCCAGUAAAAAGACUGCCUCCAGAUCUCUCUUAUGGGCCGAUAGAAAUGAACCACACGAUGUAGAGCAGUUGAAUGUUGACAAAGAUAAACAAACGAACCUGUUAUCUCCCCAAAGAACUAUGGAAAAUAACAUUUUAAAGCCUGUGACACAAGGAGUGACGAAGGACAAUGGAAGUUUAGCGACAUAUAAGGGAAAGUUUCCCUGGGAGAAACAAGAGGUGUUUAAAGACGUGACUUCUAUAACUAUGAGAGAACCGGGCGAUUACGCUGUGCCACACGUUGGCCACCGACGUCUUCUGGAUAUGUUUGCCGAGUCUUUGCUUCACGUUAAUCGUCUCUAUAAUUCUGAAUACGGUUAUCAGGCUCGAAGGGUUCCUGCUCACAUGCCACAUCUCAUCAGCAAAAAAAUAAUGGAGAAUUUACAAGACAGAUUUAAGGAAGAGUAUCAGCUGACAUCCUUUCACAAGAUCAGACAGGCAAAUGAUAUGCAGUAUGCGUUCUCAUAUUUUUUCUUCCUAAUGAGUGAGAAGAUUACCAGAACCCCAGCAGAAGUGUUUGCUGUCUUUGAUACAGAUGAUUCAGGCACUCUGUCAGACCGAGAGAUCCGAACACUAAUGACUCAUCUAAACGACCUCCCACUUCACUACAGUACUCUACAGGCUCUGCAUCAAGUAAUCAAAAAUUGUUCUGCCACUCAUCACAUUGAACAAGUGCCAACCCCAAUCUAUGAAAGAUAUGCCGAUUCUGAUUUGUCAACUGUGAGCUUGGACCUGGUACUGAAGUGUGAGCCAUUAACAACCCUCCUGAAGAAAUUAGAGAAAGUCCACAAAUACAAAUACAAUCACCAGUCUGACGAUGUCAUUCACUUCAAGAUGGUUACGUCUAAUGUUUCCAUCGUGGUGCACAUGUUAGAUGAAGUACGGAAAAACCCAAGGAAAUUCAUAUGUUUGAACAGUAACCUGGACCCAAGAAGUAAAGAGAAUGACCUGAUUCACGCCCUCGUCCAGGAUACUUACGAGUCACUAUUCCCUGUGCCUUCCUCGUUCGAGUUACCAAUAAACUAUCGCAACCGGUUCCUGUAUGUUCAAGAAUUACAUGCGUGGAGGAAGUGGAGGGAUCUCAUACGUGCUCUGAUCUAUGCCUGUCUGGCCUCAUUAAUAUUUCUUACACUUAUCAACUUCUUCAGUUCAGAGCUUGAAGGCAUUCGUAGAAGAUGGUGCAGAAAGCGAAGACGGAGAGAUGGAUUUGGAGGUGUAAGGGUAUGAGAGACAUGUUGGCAUAACCACUUAAAAUAUUGAAGAAGUUAGGAUUUUACACUGAAAUUAUCGAAAAACAAAACAUUUAUAGUACAGUACUUGACAAGCCACGGUACUGUCCAGGGUGUAUGGGUGACCCAAGUGUUUUCCGCAAUUAUAUUAUCUGUACAGUAUUAGUAUUUGAGGAUAGUAUGAACAUUUUGGCUCCAUUUACCCAGCCAUAUUAAUGCUUUACCACACUGAUUAACCCACGUAUGAGAAUUUUUCCCCCUCGGGCAGCUUGUGUGGCAAUGCUGGACGUAUGAUUAAUGCUCUCACGAUACAUAACUGUGACUAAUUCUUGAUCACUUUUUAUCAUCUGUUUGGUUAUGAUGAAGGCAUCAGCUUUUUAUGAUCUUGUGGACAUAGUGUCAGGUUUACUCCACAUUAAAGAGGAGUGAAAAUCUUACCAACUUUGUAAAAAAUUAUAUCGACAUAUAUCAAAACUCUUAUUUGAAUUUGCUUUAUGUGAUAUGAAAGAAAAAAUUAUGUACCUGUGAUUUGAGCGCAUUCCCUGACUUUCACAGUACUGUAUUGAAAGAUAUUACAGAACAUUAUCUGAAAUAUUUUUCUUUGUAAAUGGCACUAGAAGUUACUUUAGUGUACAGUGAAGAGGGUGAGAUGUGAGCAGCUCCAACAUUAUGCAUUCCAUAUUAUGCAUAUUUUUGCAUUUUUAUAUGAAUUAUUAUUUUUAUUUUUAAAAUUAUACAGGUCAUAUUGUCCACAUUUUAAUUAUUUUUUUACUUAAAAAUUUUAUAAAAUUUUGUUUGACUGUAAACAAAUUUAAUGGUUUAAUAUAUUUUAGGCAAUAUUUUAUUUAUUUAUUAUUUAAUAAUGGAGUAAUCCGUAAAAUGGUGAUGGUAAUGAUGGGUAUGAGUGAACCAUCUGAGGGUUGGUUGUGAAGUAUCGGGUACACUCAGACCAAGGAACACCUGGGACAUGAAACACAGGUACCAAGUAGAUUCUUGAAUUUGUUUAAUUUAUAGCAAAGAAAUAGUUAUGAUAUUUACCAGUCUCUGCACAUGACAAAUGCCUGGUAAAAUAAGGUCCAAUCCUAACAGAUCCAGUCUUAGUGGGCCUCAAACAAACCUAAUGCAGACACUCCCUGGGUUACAGAACACUUGGUUUACAGAAAUUUGAGGAUCCAGAUUGCCUCCCUCAAGUCCCAUUAUACAAAUUUUCAGGAUGCGCAGAGAAUUUCUGUUAUUAUGGAAGGUAACUAGUACGGCGUAACAACACUAUUUGUGGAGGAUUAUGCUUAAGGAGGCUGAGCGCAUCCCUUUGUGAGACGCCAUCUGUGAUUCAGUACAGGGUACAGUACAUAUUUACCUUAUGGAAGGGUCAUUUUCAGUUUACAGAAAAUUUGGCUUAUGGAUAGGGUCCAGGAACAGAACCUUUCCAUAAAUUGGGGAGUGUCUGUACUGUAUAACCAUUAAGAUUGGAGGCUCAGUCAUAAGGUGCCCCAAUCUUAAUACAGUACUGUACGUCCCAGCACUAGUGGGUUAUAUUAGGUUGGGGCAUAUUUGGACUGGAGCCCUUAUAGCUUGCCACUAUAUUACAAUAUAAAUUCCCUUCAGUAUAACUGGGUGAUGUAUACAAGUAUUAUCAUCUAGAUUCAGAGAAAGAAAACUAUCAUACACAGUGUUGUAUGUUAACGCCGUCAAUGGAUGGCGGCAAAUUUUUGUUACGCUACCGCCAUAAUUUUUUUUGGCAGGUGAAACAGUCAACUUUUCACCCGAGCGUCAAGCGUCAAUUGUUUCGUCAACUAAUAAAAUUUUCGAUUUUUCCAAGUUCAAUUUUCAAUUAUCUUAUUAUCAAGACGACCAACAAGGCCAUGAGGGAGUUGUUCAUCAAAUACAACACCCCCAUCCCCUCUAGUGCUGCCGUGGAGCGCAUGUUCUCCAUGGGCAAGGACGUCUUGAGCCCCAAGCGCAGCAGAAUGAACGACAAGCAUUUUGAGAUGCUAGUAAUCUUGUGGGGGAACAAAUGAAUAAUUACAAUAAUAGAAUAUAAAUCAUAAUAAAUGAUUAAAAAUUAAUGAAUAUUUUUUUUAUUUUGUAUAUGUUACUCCCACACACAGGAGAAUAUGCGUUUCGGGGCUGUAUUUGUACGUCACUGAGAACUCGUUGACGCUAACGCCGUCAAUUUAUGACAUCGUUUACGCCGACGGCAUCAAAUUUCUCUGCCGUUUACGCUACUUUUUUUCGUUGACUCGUACAACACUGAUCAUACAGUUAAGUAGAAUUUGGUAAAGAAAUUUAUUGUUCUUGAUUUUGAAAUAAUUUGUUGCAGCAUAUGUUUCCUGGUACCAUUUGCUCAUAAGAGGACAGGGUCAUCUUAUAAUUCUUCUCGAGUGAAAAUUUAUCGUAUUUGGAUGUAACCGAGAGCAAAGGAAAGUAGGGAGUCUUAACACCUAGAGUCAAAUUAAGAUACAAAUAUAAGACAUUAAUAGCAAAACCUGCUAAACAAUGACAAACAAAUCGUAAAUGUUAAUUUUACAUCUCCUUCAUGCUGGGGGAAUAUAAUGUUUGAUGUAAUACUAUUUAUUUUCAUGUCCUGUAAUAAUAUGUUGUGCUCAAGUGACUGUACUGGUAGUAUCUUAUGUGAUACUGAUGACAAGGAAGCAGCAUGUCAGUUUUGCUUAAUUCAUAGAAAUAUAAAGAUUGAUUUUGUACUCUGCAGCAUUCAGUGAAGCUGUGAAGAAGUAAUUAAUAAAGCAGUUCUAUUUCCUUGUUUCACUGAUGGCAUUGUUGCAGCUUUAGAUUUUUUAGAAUGAAAGUAUUGAUUUAUUUUUUCUUUUCUUUUUUUCUCCCUGGCAGAAAGGGUUAGAGGGUUAAGUGACGGUGCUGUCCCUCGUUUGUGUGUGUAGACGCGUAGGCAAAUGGUUUCUGCCCAAUAACUAAAGUUCUCUUAGAUGCAUUACAACUAAACUUAAAAUAUCAGUACAUUACACACACCCUAUUGAUCUUGACCUCUGUUGUAGGAUCAAGUUUGUUGUUGUUGAUGGAUUUAGUUGUGUACAUGUGAAUGAUACGAAAUUUGCAAAGGCUUUUAUUGUGUCUUGUUGUUGCUCUAUGUAUUUGCACAUUAAAUGCACCGUCCUCUAAAAUUGGGAGAGAUCUAAGUUCUAUUAUUUAACUGUACACAUUCUGUCAUUCAACAUACUGUACUGAAUUAUCAAUUUUUUUUUACUUGAAUUACAAAUCUUACCGGAGAGACGUUGAGACAUUCUGUGAUAUUAAGAAAGAUGCGUAGGCCAAAAUUAGACCCCAUUAACCUUUUGUCCCUAACUAUUCAAUACCCAGCAAUAGUGGAACUAGUUGAUGGCAGCUGGGGUGAGGGAUGUGUUCAGCUCGUGUUUCUACUUAUUAACAAGCUUGCUGCUAUGUGAUAAAGACACUCUGAAAUAUAUUAAUUAUGAAUGAUAGAAAAAAUCCCCAGUUUACUCAUAUAACCUUUCAGUAAAGUUAGUAAGGGCAGUUCCAAAAUACUGUACAGUAAUUAUAUAGCUAUUAGUUGUCGUUUAAGAUUCAUUGGUGUCAAAAUCUUCCCUGUUAUUUAGAAUACUUUUACAUCAUUGAAUCCCCUUAUUCAUGAGACUUCAGCUUCCCAUACAAGCGAGAAUGGAGGAAUGGUACGUGAUAAAGACGAGAACUCAAAUUAUUUACGGUACAAGGACUUUCUCCUCAGCGAUUCCUUCCGUUCUCGAGGUUUUUGUUUUCCAUAUUGCACAACGUGUGGGAGUGGAUGCAAUGGUGGAUUAGUGGAGAGAAGAGUGUACUGUAUGUUAUGCAAGUGGUUUUUCUCCAAUUUUAAACUUAAGAGAUUGCUCAGAUGACCCAUGAAAAAUGCUCAUGUAGAUAGGCAGUUCACGAGAUGUGUGUUACCUGAAGUAACAACAGGGCUACAAAUAUUGGCUGUUAACAGCUAAGCUUCUGCUCAGAAUAAGUAAAAAGAACUUAGUCAAAGUUCAUAAAAUUAAAAAAAAUUAAAACUGCCCCAAGGUUAUUACAUGCUCAUAACUUAAUAUUAUUUGCAUCCUGUUUCUUGGAUCAAGCAAUAUAUCUUCACUUAUUUGAAUUUUAAUACACAGGCAUAAUUCCUUUUACUCUCGAAAUGAUAUUAAUACUGUACCAUUAUUCUUUCAGGUUUUAUAUAAUUACAAAAUAAUUCUCAUUUGUCAGGGCUAUUUUUUACACAUCUUAGCUUGGCUGAUAUUUUGGGCACCUGCAGCCAUAUUGUGAUGGUCGAGAUACUUUAAAGAAUUCUAAGCAAUAAUAUGAUGGCUGUCAGAUACUUUAGUUAAUUUAAAGCAAUAUUGUGUUGGUUGGCAGAUACCUAGAGAACAGAUAGCCAUAUUCUGAUGGUUGUUUGACAAUUCUGGAACUUACAGCUACAAAGUGAUGGCAAUUAUGAAUUUAAGACAGCAGCCCAAGUGCUAAUGGUGUCCAGUACAGUAUUGGAUACUUUUAAAUCUACUCAGUUGGUGCUGUAGGACAAUGUACACUCACUCCAAAGAGUACUGUAUCACACAUCACAAGGGUUAACAGGUGCAGAACCCUUUUGAUGAAUAAGGAUUAUCUACUUACAAAAAAAAUUUAUUCACUUAUUUCACACUGCAGCCGAUUUAUUUCAAUGGGUUUGGGUAUUGCCAAUCUCCAACAGCUAGAAUUCACCCUAAGAAUAGACCUACCCCAGCCCUACCCAACCUAACACUCAGCAUCCAUAACUCAGGGUUGUUCAUGGGCAUACAGGGAGAUUUUCAUUCCAUCAGGUGGCAUUUGUUACGAGAUACUCAAAAAUAUCGUUGAAUUUUAGUUUAUAAGAGUCGGUGCAUAUCAGACCUUUCCUGGUGUUUAAUAGUAACGGUUAAUUGUGUUUAGAUCAUUCAUAAUUCUUCGCUUGGAAGAUUAGUGCAGUGCUUAUUAAAAUUGGUAAUAUUAUUGCAAGUAGAGUACAUGUGUUAACCCAUUGUGUACAGGGUUGCCUCUGUGCUGAAUAAAAUCGUCUGCCCUUAGCCAAAUAAAAUAUUAAAAGUAACGUCCCCAUAGUCAAGGGUUAGUGGAGAUCGUCUACCAAAAUUUUGUGUACAGGGUGACGUCUGAGCUGAAUAAUGUUGUCUGCCCAUAACCAAACAGUGAAGGGUUUAAAUUGUUGUAAUGAUCACUUGGUAAGGAAUCCUUCGUUCCACACAAUGACAAAAGGAUUCCACUUCAUAUAAAGCCAGAUUAUAAUAGUAUAGUCCUUACACAGUGAAAUAUAGGAUACUGUCUCGAGUCAUUCGUAAAUUUGUUAAUGAAUGCUUUUAUUUUACCCUUGACUUUUUAUAUUUUUCUUUGUACCCCAAGUUAGUGAACUUGUAUCGGAUACUUUAAAAUUAGUGAUAAGAUCGAAAAUGUGAAAACUAACUAAGGCAAGAUAUGUCCUUAGCUCUUAUACUUUUUGCCUGAUGAAAAAUAUAUUACAUGCUUUGAUUUUAUUUGUAAACUCAGUGUAAUGAAACUUGUAUGGUUAUCAACAUAGCUUGAGAAGAGGUGUUUUGCACAUUUUUUUUUUAUUGUAAGCUUUACCUAUGGCAUUUUAAGUACAGGUGUCAAACUGUUUUACAAACUUAUUAACACGUACUGUAAUGCCAUCCUAUUAUUAUUUUUAUGCUUCCACUAUGCAGCAGAUGGGAUAAGGUGUUUUGCUCAAGUGUCUCUGUCCGUCCUGAGUUAUUAUUUGUAUUAUCGCAAAAUAUUAUAAUGCAUAACUUGAUUUUUUUUGUGCUUAAUAAUAUUUACUUGCAGAUGUCCCCAAGUCUAAAUUUAUAUACUUAGGCUAUGAUGCUUGAUGAGUUGUGCUCUCGUUAACAAAACACACAGAUUUUACAUACGAAAGUUUGAAUUUGUUUUAGUAAAAGUUUGGCAUAACUCAUGAGCAAUGGGUCAUGAUGUUUUGUGUGGUAAUUAUAUUUACAUGAAAACGACAGAUUAGGUAUUUUAAUUUUGUUUUUCUCAUAUAAAUAGAUUUAAGGCCUAUGACAUAAAUACCAUGUCAUAAAGAGAUUGAUUGUUACCGAGUGAAUAUGCAAAAAAGAAAAGAAAUAAAAACAACUGUGACAUCAUCCUUUUAGUGUUAAGUGUCCAACACCUCUCAUCAUCAGUCAUCAACAUCCAAAAGGUGUCAUCAUCCUGUCAUAACACUAUAUAUUCAGUCUAUCCUUAUAAACUGGUAGUAGAUGCCUUCCCAUACCCUCUAUAUACUGUAAUAUCAUAAUCUUCUAACCUGAUCUAAUCAAACCUUAACUUAACCUCCAUGUAAUAUCAUAAUCGGCUAUGUCCUGCCUGUAUUGUCAUCUCCUUGUAUCCAUAUUGAUUCAGUCUGACAGUACUUGUGACCAGAGCAAAGAUCUCUUGGAGUUAUUGUCACUGCAGGCAUCACAGAUUGUGGUGUUUCCUUCAUUUUUAUAUGGAAAAGCUUGUCAUACUGUUAACUACACUUUUGACUUGUGUCAUUUAGUUUCACAGUUAUUUAAUUUCAUAACUCCAGAGUACACUAAAACCUCCUUCAUAACUGAAAGAGUACCUUUACACUAAAACCUUCAUACAUCACAGCUCCAUACUUUGUAAUCUCACUUAACACAGAUAUUUUUUACAAAUUCCGAACCACAAAUGUUAUUUCAACCUAUUCUGAAUUAUAGUAAAUGUAGCCAAGUGGCACUUAGCAUCCUCUUGCCUAGUAGCUGCCAGAGGCAGCAUCUGUUAAUAAGGGUGGAUUUUCCACAUAAGCAGAGGUACAGUACAUUUCUUCACUCUGACAAACUUUUGCAUUUUAAAGUCUUGAUAGUAAAUCUUGCAUCGGCCAUGCAGGGGGCAUUGUAUGUGAUCACAAUCUGCCUUAUUUCAAUAAGAGUAAAACCUCUAUUACUCUGAAUUAUGAAGGUUUUAGUGCAUCAUUCUUCAUUUUUCAAACACUAUGGAUUUAGGACCUUUUUUUUUUCUUUUUUCUCUUACUCUGGAGGCUGUCAUGACACCCUGGAGACCGCCACUAUACACUAAUGUAAACUCCAAAAUUCUGUUACAUUUUUAUGCCCCCUACACCCCUCUCCUCCAUCUGUCCGUCCAAAACUAUGAUUAAAGUGAAUGUGUGAAAUUUACCAUGCACUGUUCCGUAUAAUUUUGGGUGCUAAAUCAAUUGAAGAUUAUAUAUUUGUGCCUUUGUCAGUAUAUUUUUUUAAUUAAAAUUUUGUUUCUUUCGAACAAAAAGUUGUUGCAGGCAAGGAAUUCUGUAGGAUAAUCUGUGUUUUACUUUCAGUGUUCUUGUUAUGGGCUAUUUUAAUAUCUUCUGACUAUCCACUAUACGCUAGCUAGACUCAUAAAUACAGUAUAGUGAAAAUAAUGUCCUUUUAUGGGUCACAUCGUAAUCUGAUACUAAAGCUAACUUUUCUCUGUUUUUAGUGGGAACUACAAUAUGUCACUCUUACAAUAUUUUUUUUAUCUACUUUUUUUCAAUUACUAAAGCCAGCUCAUAUGAAUAACAGUCCUGACAGAUUGACUGACUGACUGAGCCACUGACAGAGUACAUUGUUAUUACCCAACCUACACCACCCAACCUAAGAUGACAAAGAUUAUGACCAAAUUCUUGCUAAUGUCUUUUAUUUAGUUAUGAUCAUAGAUAAAAAUUAGUAACCAGAUGAAACUUACUAAUCUUUCUUCACAAUGAUUUCUCCAAGUACCAACACAUUAAAAAUAUUUUUUUUUCUCUGCUGAGCAUUUUAAUUUUCCUCCGGCUUUGUCAAAACUUGCUACCCUAAGAAAUUAAGUGAUUAUCAUUGUAUACCGUAUAUUUCUCAAGCUUUGUCAGAGAUACAGACCUUACCGGUAUUUACCAAGUGAUCUAACAUGACAACAACUCCAAAAUGAUUUGGUUUGAGAAACUUUACCUUAUCCUCUUUGAUACUUAACCACUUGGGCAGUCGGUCAGGUCUCUGUUACACACUGUUGGCAAGUACUAUACUGGGCAUGUACUGGCUCCAGAAUGUACAGUUGUGGACAAAAAGAAUUCAGCAGCUAGGGAGGUAGGUGGUGUAUGGGAGGGUAUGGCUAGGUGGAGACUUGGCGACAUCGCAUAUAAAUGGCGAUUAAAAGUGCGAUUUUCCUUCCACACCAAUUUUUUUUUUUAAAUUAUAAGACAAAUGCAGCUUACAAUUACGACCCCAUUUGGUUACUCACGGAAAGUCAUGUGAAGCUGAAUGCAAUCCCCCUCAGACAGCAUUAUCACCAAAACACGACAGAAGACAUAUCUUACAAGGUUCAGAACUACUGUACAGACCAGUGGACUUUAAGAUGAAACUAAACACAUUCCUUUGGGUGGUCUCAUCUCCUCACACCAAGACAAAGUAUUUUAAUAUCUACUUUCUUUGAUACAGAGUGUAGGUAUUUUUUAAUAUAUGGAUUACGGAAAAGGUUUUUUAUUUGAUAUUUACUCUUUGAAACUGCAAGGAGACAAUUUAUUUGAAUGUAACAGCUUUAAUGGUGACUUAUGGUCCUAUGGUGAAAAAAUUUACAUUCCUUAUGAAUUAACAUUUUUAAAAAGUUUGUCAUCAACAGAGAUGUCAAGUCUGACUGUAAAUAAAAGGUUGUUCUCUGAAUGAAGUUAUCAUCAAAUGAUGUACAAGAACAAAAAUGUACCGAGAUGCACAGUGUCCCGGAUUGUGUGUAUGGAGACGUAAUGUAAUCUAUCUCGCCCUGUGUACCGGGACAAAAUGUGUCUUGAACUGUGCUUUAUUCAGUAUAGUACUGUAAUUGUUAAUCAUAUAUCACUGCACAAUAGAUUUCCAGCCCAUCAUAGCACACGUAUUUUUUUUAAGUUUUGAUAACUUUUUUCUUCUUUGGUGUGUGUGUCUGUGUCAAAGUAAAGAGCAUUUCUCUAGAAAAUUUAAGUUUUUUGGUUUACUCCUAUUCUGUAAUUUAGUUUCCCAUUUUCUGCUGUAUGUUGUUAACUUAUUGAGUGGAUCUUGUACAUACUGUGUUGAAACAUUGUACAAAUUAAUGUAACUGUACUGUACUAUAUUUCUAAAUUUGUUACCACUCAAGAAUUUUUUUUUUUUUUUUUUAUGAAAAUUGCAUUUACACGUACUUUAUAUUGAUAACAUAAUAUAACCUAACCUAAGCUAACCAUGGCUUCAUCGCCUCCAAAAUAAAGACAGUCUAAAUUUAACAAGUAUAACACGGUAUUCAAUAGACCAGUGACAAAUUAUCUGAUGAUGAAAUGUUCGCCUAUCAUUGUUAAGAGUAAUCAUGUUGUUGAGUAUUUGUCUGACAAGUGACACAUCAAUACUGAACUACAGUACCUUCCAAACAAUCUUUAUAAUAUUCAUUAGAAAUCUAUUUACUAAAAUGUUCCAUGUGGUUGCGUGUCAAGUAACUUCUAUUUUACGGUCGACGUACACAUGCUCCAAAAGAUAUCUUUGCAAUUUUGUUUUAGACAAUAUGACGUAAUGGACAAAGAAUUUUGACAACCCUACCGAGACAACAGGAGUCGUAGAGUUCAUUUUGAAAUUCAUCGGAGUCUGAAUAACAAAUUAUUACCUGCUACUUUUGAUAUAUUCACAUUAAUCACUGGAUACCCUCCAUAAAGGCAUGUCAAUCUGUUAGAUUAUGCAUUGAAUAGAAGCUGAGUAAGGUAUAUUGUGUGUAGGAAAGAUUAAUAAUUUGUGUCCUAAACCCUGAACACACACAGAUAAAUGACUGGGUAUCUACAGUAUUAGAUACUUAUAAAACAGCCAGACAACCCCCAACAUGCUGAGAUGAGUCGGUACAUUACUCUAUACUGUUUUGUGAUAUAAUUUUAGCAUAUUCCUGUUUAUUUACUAAUUUGUCAGCCAUGCCAACGUUGAUCUAUUCAUCUAUAUACUGUACUGUAAUUUUUCUGAAGAUAAAACUUUAUACAUACAGUACAGUCUGUAUAGUAGUCAAGAUACAAAGACUUAUCUAUGAGCCAAGUGUUUACUGUAAGAGUCCUCGAGACACAUCUGUUACAAGACAUAACCACUUUCACUUAACCACAUGGAAUAUUUUUUAGUAAAGAGUAAUAUCUGAUAUGUUCCAUAGAUAAUUCAAUGUUCUGUAGAUUGAUUGAAUAAUUAUGUUGUACAUUAUUAAUCAGAUACAGUACAGUAUAGGUUCAAUAAUGUGAUAAAUCUUAUCUUAAAGUACAGUAAGUAACAUCAAGAAUUACACCAAAACAGAUUCAUCAUUAGUGGUUCUGCAAAUAUAUUUAUACUAUUUCUCAAUACAGUACAGUGUGGGAAGGAGUAGUUGGGUGAGGUUGUAAAAUUCAGCAGGGUACAGGAGGCCACAUAACAGCCUAGGAGCAAUUGAAUGAAAAAGUGUCCAAGAGGUAUUUAACACCAACAUUUCAUUUUCACCAAUUUUAGGGAGAAGGAAAUCCAUUGUGCAGUGUUAGUUCAUUAUUCCUAGGUGAUAAUUAAGUAAAGCAUAACUAAUUUUUAUGAUUACUUUCAAUUUAAUUUAGGGAUUCCAGUACAGUACUGUAUUAUAUUUUAUCAACUUGAUCAUCAUUCUAGUCAUCAUUCAUCGGCAAAACUAUUUUGGGGAUUUUCUGUGAUCACAAAUAAAAACAAUAAUAAUAAA